Australozyma saopauloensis is the source of this 1227-nucleotide messenger RNA. RefSeq names its product Nop13p (gene NOP13). The transcript has a single exon. Gene Ontology annotation, cellular component: nucleolus. The record is from RefSeq and is a predicted model, not a curated record. Bases 1 to 1227 code for a protein of 408 amino acids. Lineage: Eukaryota; Fungi; Ascomycota; Pichiomycetes; Serinales; Metschnikowiaceae. Gene Ontology annotation, molecular function: RNA binding.
AUGGCAUCUCUGACAGAACUCCGUGAGUCGAAAAAGGAAAAGAGAGAGAGAAAAAAGGAGAAGAAGGAGAAACUGAAGAAGCCCGUAGAGGCUUCUGAAGUUGACUCUGCUGAUCCUGUCUCGGAUGUUGUUGAUUCAGAACCUGAAAAUGUGGAGACCAGAGCUGAGACAGCUGCAACCAACGAAGACUCAGACAAUGCUGAGAGCACAGAGACCAAGGGAGACGAACUUGAGAUUGACUUGAAUUUGUCCGCUCCUCUCUCGAAGAAAAAGCAACGUCAAUUGAAGAAGGGUAAGUUGGACUUGGAGAAAAUUGCCAGAAAGAACCCUCCUCCAAAGCCUGCUAAUGAAGAUGGCACAGAGCCCGCUCCUUCCAAAAAGUCACCCUUUGGUGUGUGGAUUGGUAACUUGGCUUAUCAAACCACCAGAGAAGAUAUCAUCAAGCACAUAGUUGACAGAACCCUGGCCAACGAGGAGCCUCUGGUAGCUGUUACCGAGGCAGAUAUCACAAGAGUGAACUUGCCAAAGAAAGCAAACAAAAUCAAGGGAUUUGCGUAUGUCGACUUGCCAUCAGCAAAACAUGUUGAAGCCGUUGUGGCCCUUUCUGAGUCGAGAAUUCACGACCGUAACCUACUUAUUAAAAACGCUUCUUCCUUCGAGGGGCGUCCAGAAGAGCACAAAACAAAGCCUUUGCUGAAGAAUCCUCCUUCGCGUAUUCUAUUCGUUGGAAACUUGUCUUUCGACACUACCGACGAUCUACUUGACGAGCACUUCAGACCAUAUGGAGAACUUGUCAGAAUUAGAAUGGCUACAUUCGAAGAUACUGGCAAAUGUAAAGGUUUUGCCUUCUUGGACUUCAAGGACGAGACUGGUCCUACUGCUGCAUUGAAAUCGAAAAUGGCUAAGACCUUUAUUAACAGAAACUUGCGUUUAGAGUAUGGUGAGGACAGAUCUAAGAGAACUCCAAAGAGACAGUUUGCCGAUGCUGACUUCUCGCUGCAAACUGAAUUUUCUGCGCCAAGUUUUAAAGAGAGAACCAGUGAAACUGAGAGUGCUCCCGUACCUAAGUUUGCUCAUAAAGAGAGAUCCGCUGCUCCUAAGAGAGGCCGCGAUCUGUACAAUGAUGCUCCAAACAAGCGUAUGAAAUCUUCUGUUGCAUUGGCUACUGCUCAAAGAGCUUCUGCCGCUAUUGUUCCCUCUCAAGGUAAAAAGGUCACUUUUGACUAA